CGCAGAUCUACAAAUCAUAUGUUGGAUUUGAAGCAAUAACAGUAUGAAUGUGGACGUCAAUCGCUAUUAUGACUAAAUUCACUGUUGUCAAUCUGAAUCCUCCAUGUGAUCGCGAGCAGCACGCGGGAAACAAUCUCGAUUCAUUACUGAGCCUCAGAUAUAUAUCCGUAUUCACGCAUCUGUCUUUAUAUGUUAUUACAUUUCUCCACUGGUCUCUUUGAACAAACAUGUAUUGUAUUACAGGGUGAUGCUGACCUCUAAACUGCUGACCCUGGUGCUGGUGGUGCAGCCCGGCCGGGUGUUACUGGGCAUGAAGAAAAGAGGCUUUGGAGCGGGCAAAUGGAAUGGGUUUGGAGGGAAAGUCCAGACAGGAGAGACCAUAGAGCAGGCUGCCAGACGGGAGCUGCUAGAGGAAAGUGGCCUCACUGUUGACAGCCUCCACAAGAUUGGAAAUAUCAAAUUUGAGUUUAUUGGGGAAACAGAACUGCUGGAUGUCCACAUUUUCAGAGCUGACACCUAUAAAGGAGAGCCAACCGAAUCAGACGAGAUGAGGCCACAGUGGUUUGACAUAGAUAAAAUACCUUUCAGCCAGAUGUGGGCAGAUGACGUCCUGUGGUUCCCGCUGAUGCUUCAGAAAAAGAAGUUUUUGGGAUAUUUUAAAUUCCACGGUCAUGAUGUGAUAGUGGAGCAUAAACUGGACGAAGUAGAAUAUGUUUGAUUGGGGUUUUAAUACCAUCGAUGGACAUUGUCACUGUAUCAGUGGAAAUUAUCCAGCAAAAUCUGAUGUUCACACUACCGAAUACAUCUUCAUGGAGCACGACAUGCAUAAGAAAAUAGCGUUAUCCAUUAGUUUGAUGUUCCAUUUAUAUUUUGGUUGAAUCUUCAGAUGCAUCAUGAUCUGUAUUUUGGUUUGUUUUGUUUCUUUGUUCCUCAUUCCUACAACCCGAUUUUUCAUCAGCAGUGUAAAAACUUUCUUAAUAAAGUUCUUUCAUCUUCAAAUGCCUGUCAUCUAAAUAACCCAGGGAAAAAACAGAAGUUUAACUUAUCUGAGCAUGCUUCAAUGAUUUCAAAUGAUGUAUGAUAGAUACAGUAUGUCCUAUUAGUAAAUAUAUUUUUGGGCAUAAUUUCAAAAUUGGAUGCAUAAUAUGAACCAGUUUACCAUGCCCAAGAAACAUAUAUGUUAAAAACAUUUUUGUUGCUUAAUGUUUUUUUUUGUGGAAACAGUACUUCUUUCAGUGCUCUUUGAUUAAUAAAAAUUUUAUUUGAAAUAGA
Megalobrama amblycephala (Wuchang bream) is the source of this 1272-nucleotide messenger RNA. RefSeq names its product nudix (nucleoside diphosphate linked moiety X)-type motif 1 (gene nudt1). Gene Ontology annotation, molecular function: 8-oxo-7,8-dihydroguanosine triphosphate pyrophosphatase activity. NCBI's taxonomy places the organism in Eukaryota, Metazoa, Chordata, Actinopteri, Cypriniformes, Xenocyprididae. The transcript has 4 exons. The record is from RefSeq and is a predicted model, not a curated record. Bases 248 to 718 code for a protein of 156 amino acids. Gene Ontology annotation, biological process: DNA protection.